AUGGUUUCUGCAGGUGGUGCUCAUACAGUGCUUCUCCGAAGUGAUGGCUGUGCAGUUGCCUGCGGAUGGAAUUUUAAUGGACAGUGCAACAUUCCACCUUUGGAUGCGGGUGCGACAUACAUCCAGGUUUCUGCUGGUGGUUGUCAUACAGCACUUCUCCGAAGUGAUGGCCGUGCCGUUGCUUGUGGACAGAAUGCGCGGGGACGAUGCAACAUUCCCCCUUUGGAUGAGGGUGUGACAUACGCCCAGGUUUCUGCAGGUGGUUGCCAUACAGCGCUUCUCCGAAGUGAUGGCCGUGCGUUUGCGCAUGGACUGAAUGGUCACAAUGAAUAUAACAUUCCCUCUUUGGAUGCGGGUGGUGUGACAUACACCCAGGUUUCUGCAGGUGAUUCUCAUACAGUGCUUCUCCGAAGUGAUGGCCGUGUAGUUGCUUGUGGAGACAAUGAAUGCAGACAAUGCGACAUUCCACCUUUGGAUGAGAAUGUGACAUACACCCAGGUUUCUGCAGGUGGUUGUCAUACAGUGCUUCUCCGAAGUGAUGGCGGUGCAGUUACUUGUGGAGACAAUGAAAGCAGACAAUGCGACAUUCCACCUUUGGAUGAGAAUGUGACAUACACCCAGGUUUCUGCAGGUGGUUGUCAUACAGUGCUUCUCCGAAGUGAUGGCGCUGAUGCUAUUGUUCUAAUCUGUUUUGGCUUGGACGGGCUGGAAGUGCUGCGCUUAAGGGCCAGUGGAGCUGACUUAGCCGCAGAGGCUGAUGAGCAACAGCUUCGUGUAGUCUUGCCCGAUGGGCAAUUGUUAGAGGCAGUUUGUGCCGCAGAACCAUCUGUCACACUUGACAUUGAUAUCAAACAAAAGGUUGUAGAAUCUUCCAAGGGCAUUGUAAGGGGUCCUGGAGAGACUUCUGAUAUGGUUUCUGCAGGUUAUUUUCAUACAGUACUUCUCCGAAGUGACGGCUGUGCAGUUGCUUGUGGACGGAAUGAUUACGGACAAUGCAACAUUCAACCUUUGGAUGCGGGUGUGACAUACACCCAGGUUUCUGCAGGUGGUUAUCAUACAGUUCUUCUCCGAAGUGAUGGCUUUGCAGCUGCUUGUGGACACAAUGAGUGCAAACAGUGCAACGUUCCACCUUUGGAUGAGGGUGUGACAUACGCCCAGGUUUCUGCAGGUGGUUGCCAUACAGCGCUUCUCCGAAGUGAUGGCUGCGCAGUUGCUUUCGGACAGAAUGUUGAAGGACGGUGCAGCAUUCCUCCUUUGGAUGAGAAUGUGACAUACACCCAGGUUUCUGCAGGUGGUUGUCAUACAGUGCUUCUGCGAAGUGACGGCUGUGCAGUUGCUUGCGGACGUAACCUUGAGGGACAGUGCAACAUUCCACCUUUGGAUGAGGAUGUGACAUACACCCAGGUUUCUGCAGGUGAUUUUCAUACAGUACUUCUCCGAAGUGAUGGCUGUGCAGUUGCUUGUGGAGACAAUGAAAGCAGACAAUGCGACAUUCCACCUUUGGAUGAGGGCAUGACAUACAGGCAGGUUUCUGCAGGUGGUUGUCACGCAAUGCUUCUCCGAAGCGAUGGAAGUGCGGUUGCUUGUGGACAGAAUGACUGGAGACAAUGCAGCAUUCCUCCUUUGGAUGAGAAUGUGACAUACACCCAGGUUUCUGCAGGUGAUUAUCAUACAGUGCUUCUCCGAAGUGAUGGCUGUGCCGUUGCUUGCGGAAGUAAUGUGAACGGAAAAAGCUCAAUUCCAGCUUUGAAGUCAUGGCGUCAGUGGCUUAGCUUUCAGUCUCCAAGCCUUCGUUACAUUUCUGAUUUGAAGCCACUUGGGAGAAAGCCAGAGCGUGUUUUGCAACUUUGCUUCAAUCGCGAAGCUGAUGCCAUUGUUCUAAUCUGUUUUGGCUUGGACGGGCUGGAAGUGCUGCGCUUAAGGGCCAGUGGAGCUGACUUAGCCGCAGAGGUUUCCAGUCAGCUUGCGUUGCAGGCUGAUGAGCAACAGCUUCGUGUAGUCUUGCCCGACGGGCAGUUUCUAGAGGCAGUUUGUGCCGCAGAUCCAUCUGUCACACUUGCGACUCUCUGUUUGGAGCAAGAGAGGGCAUGAAAA
Messenger RNA from Cladocopium goreaui, 2094 nucleotides. NCBI's taxonomy places the organism in Eukaryota, Dinophyceae, Suessiales, Symbiodiniaceae. The record is from the annotation of a GenBank genome assembly.